AUGAUGGACAAUCGAAGCUACUCUAAUCUGCCAGAAAAACUGCCUGUCUUCUCUGAUUCUGGCCACUUGCCGCUGACCAGGUCCUUCUACCUGGACCCCUUGGUCACUUUCCACCUAUAUCCUGAUGCCCCGGUACCGUCUCCCUUCUCUGAAGACCUGCCAUUACUGCCUUUUCCCAGUGAUUCCCUGAUCAUGGAAAAUUAUGGUGAACCCUGCUCCUUCUCCUUCCCCAUGCCUUAUCCAAAUUAUAGAAGGUGUGAAUACGCCUAUGGGCCGGCCUUCAUCCGGAAAAGGAAUGAGCGGGAAAGGCAGAGGGUAAAGUGUGUCAAUGAAGGCUAUGCCCAACUCCGACAUCAUCUGCCAGAAGAGUACUUGGAGAAACGACUCAGCAAAGUGGAAACCCUCAGAGCUGCUAUCAAGUACAUUAAUUACCUGCAGUCUCUUCUGUACCCUGAUAAGGCUGAGACCAAGAAUAACCCCGAGAAAGUUUCCUCCCUAAUGGCAACCACCAACUGCCACAGUGACCCCAUUUUUAGAAUGAUUUGA
Molecule: messenger RNA, 546 nt
Organism: Hyaena hyaena (striped hyena)
Lineage: Eukaryota; Metazoa; Chordata; Mammalia; Carnivora; Hyaenidae
Gene: ASCL3
Product: achaete-scute family bHLH transcription factor 3
Exons: 1
Coding region: 1-546 (181 amino acids)
Biological process (GO): regulation of transcription by RNA polymerase II; developmental process
Molecular function (GO): RNA polymerase II transcription regulatory region sequence-specific DNA binding; DNA-binding transcription factor activity, RNA polymerase II-specific; protein dimerization activity
Source: RefSeq, a predicted model, not a curated record